Molecule: messenger RNA, 299 nt
Organism: Amoebophrya sp. A25
Lineage: Eukaryota; Dinophyceae; Syndiniales; Amoebophryaceae
Source: the annotation of a GenBank genome assembly
CGAAGAUGAACCAAGAAACUAAUUCUGCUAGUCCAACACCAUCUUCCGCAGAAAACUCUGCAGAUUAUGCGAGUCGCAUCCUCGGAUCCUCUGCGAGUGCUCUUGCACAGCAAAACCAAGAUCUUUUGGAAGAGGAUUUAGCGGAAUUGCGGUACCUGGAGCGGCAGUUGGGACUGAGCGAUAGUAAGAAGCGGAAGAAGAUGGAGAAAGAGUUGUCCUUGGACGGCAUAGACGACGACUUGUUGGGAUUGUGUGACUCCAUCAUGCUGGGAAAAGCAGGGCAGAAAAGUAAGAAGGGA